AAAUUAGAAAUAUCUGGUUUUGACUUAAUUCAAACUUGAUUGCGACAUUCGUCAAACAAGGUUUUAAAUAAAAUUCAGGGAGUUAAGCUUGAAUGGACACUGUAUCUAUUAUAUUAGACCAAUAUCAGGCCAAAAAUUGAGGUCUUAGUUCACUUCAUGCACUCAUGAGGCUAUGUACGUUAUGCAUUAUUCGUUUAUGCAUAAUAGAUAAAAGACGAUAUAAUCACUGUAUAUCUAUACAUUUUAACGUGUAUUCCAUAAGACUGAUGAUUGAGAUAGUAUGUGUAUUCGCACUUGGUGUAUUCAGUAUUCUACUUCGAGUUGUCAUUAUAUUGUUCGUGUAUAUCAGUGUAGUGCGUUUGGCAGCUCAUUCAAAACACUUAAGUUUUGAUUUUAUGUAUUUUAUUGAAUAAUUGGACGCCACAUGAGAAUGUUGAUUAUAAUCUGGUACCAGCAAAUCGGUGCACAGUGACUUAUGUUUCAUGUAAACCGCAUGAAUAAAUAUCGAGACACGUUGGGUUAUCUAUUUUAUUUAGUAUUAGUAAAAGACUGUUCAGUGUGGAGAUGAACAGUUCUGAUAAUUUAUGUAAUCUAAAGAUAUCUUAAAGAUUGAGAUGCUAUUAGUUUCUUGGUGGAAAUUAAAUGAAAACUACCUGUAGUAGGUUCUAGAGUUAUAAGAAGAAAUCAUAAAACAUGGACUGUAUUCUUCCUUUCGUGUGAUCAAUUAGAAGGAUAAGCUUAAUGGAUAUUUUCAACGUUAAAUAUCUUACUCAUGACAACAGAAAGAAAAUCGGAAAAUGAGCAACAAGGAAUACUCAUCAAAUUCGGUCAAUGUUUCGCUUAAGCAGAUUAAUCAGUGUUGUUACAUAAUCAAAAAAAAGAACAUGUUGUUUUUAUGCUCGAAUACAAAUAUCUUCAACAGUAGUGCUUUAUCAAUCCUGCACAUAUCCGGAAUAGUUUGACAGAAUUCUUCCUUAGUUCAAGCAUAAUCCGUCGACGAAUGUAAGCAAUAUGGAAAAAUUGACGAUAUUUAAAGUAUGUGAUGCUACGCGUAAAACCCGCCACGUUGUACCUGCAGUUGGAAAUAUUUCUAGUUUGCUAGAACAAGGAUCACGUACUUUCAAGAAAGAAUUUAAGCAAAUUGUGCUCGAGGAGGAUGGCUGCCAAAUAACUAGCAAUCUGGCUCUUAAUGCUUUCACAAGUGGUUUAAUGAUGCUGCUUGCUCAUGGUGAAAUGUGGACACCGAAUAUAACAUUUGCCACAACGAAUGAAUCUUGCAGUCAACCAGAAGCGUGAAAGUGUUCUUGGAUAUCUAGGAUUACUUUCAGUUCCUGAAAUGUUUGUAACGCUCGUACCUUUCUAAAAUGCCCUUUAAAAAAAUUCAAAGAAGAGUUAGUGGUCCGGGAUCCUACUGUAAUAACUAUCUGCAAAACAGCCAGGAAAACUCGGAGUUUCUACAAGUAUAUCAAAAUCAGCUUCACCAGUCGUCAGUGAACGUUGGAUAUAGUAACAUAGCUUACUGUAGCAACAAUAGUAAUCAAUAUAGUGCAAUUAAAGGUGACUCUGCAGCCACUACACGAGCAGAUAAACCGGGACUUCGUGCAGCCGAGUGUGUAAAGGCUAACAAUGCGUACAAUCAUUUGGAUAAAGCGUCAUCGGUUCCAGAUGAAAAUAAUCUUAACUUUAACCUUGUAAAAAACAGCGCAAAAUCUUUAUCUACCAACAACUGUAGUGGUGUCAAUAAAAGUGUUGUACAAACCGGAAAUAAUAGUGGCGAUUGUCAUACAAAAUAUUACAAAAAUGAAAACAGCAACAACUUCAAUUCCGCACCAAAUAAUAACUUUGCUGGAAACCAGCAUAUGUUAUGUGAAUCGUACGACAACUCAAACAAUAGCGUAAGAAAUUCUCCACUAUUCCAUGGAUGUAAAGGUAUUCAACCAGCACAUUCAUUGAAUAAUUCAAACAAGCCUUCUUUAAACAAAACCGCAUUAUUAAGUUCAUGCCAGGGAUCGUUCCAUUCUUUACAAGGUGGUCUAAGUUUAGAUAACAGUACGUAUGUGCAACAGAAUGGAAGUGGUAAAGCAUCCACAAAUUCUUCGAUAAAUACAACUGCGUUUGGAAGUUCACUGCAACACUCAAGUAAUUUAUCACAUCUUCAUAAUCAACUUUCACAACAUCGGCAAGGAAACUCGGCAGCGCUACCUGAAUCAUUGAAUACUAGCAGUACUAUAGUUUUUAAUAGAUCAAGAAUUAACAGUAACAGUGAUUCAUGUAAUAGUAAGAACAACAACUUUAGCAAACUUAACUUGGAUAAAAAAGGCUCUAGCUCUGGUGCUAAUAUAAAUAUAUAUAAUAAUAAUCGUAACAGAAGCAAUAAUAGUAACACAAUAAAUAUCAGCAGUAGCAGUAGUAGCAAUCACCAAAGUGAAACCAAUCAAUUGAGGAGUAUUAUCGAACUGAAUGCACACGUUAAUGAACUUAAUAGUAAAAAUAUUGAGUUUAACAGGCAACUAAGUGCACCUACUGAAAACAACAAUAAUCAGAACAACCCAAACUGCUACAGUAACAGUGUGUACAAUCUGUAUUCGAAUCACAUCCUGAGUCAAUACUAUUCAGGUUCACCCAACACAAACAGCCUAAAUAGAACAAAGAAAAAGAGGAGCUUCAAGCUGAAUGGAAGAUUAUUCAACGCCGCCAGUACGGAUUCUAUAAGGUUUCACUCGAAUCUUAUAAAUCAAAAUGAAAACGAUUUAAGAGUAUCGAUUGAUAACACUUGUACAGAUUCAUUAGUAACAGCAUUGGAUGACGAAGCAUUGUUAAUUAAUGAUUACAUAAAUGACAUGGCGAAAUCAAAGGUUCAUUUCGAUGACGUUUCCCUUUAUGGGACACCAAAGGAAGAGCCGCUUCCAAACAUACCACCAUCAACUGAAAAACCCUCAUCGAAUUUUUUGAAGAACCAGCUCCAAGCAUGGUUUCAGCCGACAGACAAUCGACUUGCUAUGAAGCUUUUUGGUAGCAAAAAAGCUUUAGUGAAGGAAAGGAUAAGACAAAAAACCUCUGGGCAUUGGGUAAUUCAUCCAUGCAGUUCUUUUAGGUUUUAUUGGGAUUUGUGUAUGCUACUAUUACUUGUAGCCAAUUUAAUAAUUUUACCCGUCGCCAUAUCAUUUUUUAAUGAUGACCUCAGCACGAGAUGGAUUGCCUUCAACUGUUUAAGUGAUACGAUAUUUUUAGUUGACAUUGUAGUCAAUUUUAGAACAGGCAUUAUGCAACAAGAUAACGCCGAACAAGUGAUAUUAGAUCCUAAGCUUAUCGCAAAACAUUAUUUGAAAACAUGGUUUUUUCUUGAUUUGAUUUCAUCGAUACCGUUAGACUACAUUUUCCUCAUAUUCAACCAGAUUCAAAAGAAUAAUCAGGACUUUUCUGAUUCAUUUCAAAUUCUUCACGCUGGAAGAGCUUUGCGUAUACUCAGAUUGGCGAAGCUUUUAUCUUUGGUGAGACUACUGAGGCUUUCUCGCUUAGUGCGAUAUGUCUCUCAAUGGGAGGAAGUAUAUUUUCUGAAUAUGGCCUCCGUUUUCAUGCGGAUAUUCAACCUUAUCUGUAUGAUGUUGUUAAUAGGACACUGGAGUGGAUGCUUGCAGUUUUUAGUUCCGAUGCUACAAGGAUUUCCAUCAAAUUCAUGGGUAGCAAUAAAUGAACUACAGGAGUCCUACUGGUUGGAACAAUAUUCAUGGGCUUUGUUCAAAGCGAUGUCUCAUAUGCUCUGCAUAGGAUAUGGAAGGUUUCCACCUCAAUCCCUGACCGAUAUGUGGUUGACAAUGCUUUCCAUGAUAUCUGGCGCAACAUGUUACGCUUUAUUCUUGGGACAUGCAACAAACUUAAUUCAAAGUUUAGAUUCCAGUAGACGUCAGUAUAGGGAAAAGGUGAAGCAAGUCGAAGAAUAUAUGGCAUACAGAAAACUACCUAGAGAUAUGAGACAAAGGAUCACCGAGUACUUUGAACAUCGAUAUCAAGGAAAGUUCUUCGACGAAGAAUGUAUUUUAGGAGAACUUAGCGAGAAACUAAGAGAAGAUGUGAUAAACUACAACUGUAGGUCUUUGGUUGCUUCAGUGCCUUUUUUUGCCAACGCUGAUUCUAAUUUUGUAUCAGAUGUAGUAACUAAAUUAAGAUAUGAGGUGUUUCAACCUGGUGAUAUUGUAAUCAAAGAGGGAACAAUAGGAUCAAAAAUGUAUUUUAUUCAAGAAGGAAUCGUUGAUAUAGUAAUGGCAAAUGGAGAGGUUGCAACGUCAUUGUCGGAUGGUUCUUAUUUUGGAGAAAUAUGUCUACUAACAAAUGCUAGACGAGUUGCAAGUGUUCGGGCUGAAACUUAUUGCAAUUUGUUUUCGCUGAGUGUUGAUCAUUUCAACGCUGUUCUGGACCAAUACCCUUUGAUGAGGAAAACGAUGGAAACUGUUGCAGCUGAGAGGCUAAACAAAAUUGGGAAAAAUCCCAAUAUUAUGGCUCACAAAGAAGAAUCCGAGUCAGCCAAUGCAGAAACUAAUCAAAUCAGUGCUGUGGUAAACGCGUUGGCCGUUGAAGCUGAAAAUAAUUUAAAUAACCUUAGUGAUGGAAGCGGAAGUUUGAACAAAAUUCACUCUGAUUUAAGUUUGGCGGAGUUAAAUCAAAAUUUACGCAUGAGCUUACCUCGGCCAAAAAGUGGAGAUUUUAGAGCUCUUUUCGAAGGUAGUCCUUAGGAAAUCAACCACUCUCUCUGGAAUUGACAAAUACUCUUCUAUAAGGUACAAGUGAGAUAUUACAAAUAAAACUUAAUUUACAUAAACUAA
Messenger RNA from Topomyia yanbarensis, 4820 nucleotides. RefSeq lists its product as uncharacterized. Gene Ontology annotation, biological process: transmembrane transport; potassium ion transport. The transcript has 21 exons. Gene Ontology annotation, molecular function: voltage-gated potassium channel activity. NCBI's taxonomy places the organism in Eukaryota, Metazoa, Arthropoda, Insecta, Diptera, Culicidae. Gene Ontology annotation, cellular component: membrane. The record is from RefSeq and is a predicted model, not a curated record. The coding region runs from base 1365 to 4730 and encodes 1121 amino acids.